Dromaius novaehollandiae (emu) is the source of this 2033-nucleotide messenger RNA. RefSeq names its product nudix hydrolase 18 (gene NUDT18). The transcript is spliced from 3 exons. Bases 674 to 1720 code for a protein of 348 amino acids. Lineage: Eukaryota; Metazoa; Chordata; Aves; Casuariiformes; Dromaiidae. The record is from RefSeq and is a predicted model, not a curated record. Gene Ontology annotation, molecular function: magnesium ion binding; 8-oxo-GDP phosphatase activity; 8-oxo-dGDP phosphatase activity.
GCCCCCCUACGUCUUCCAGUCGAGCAAGCCCUUCUCUUACUACAGCUUUCCAUGCAUCCUGCAGUCGAGCCAGCCCUUCCUCUACCGCAGCUCUCCGUGCAUCCCGAACUCCAGCGACCUCUUCCCCUAUAGCCCGCUGUAUGCCCUGCAGUCCAGCGAGCCCUUCCCCUGCUGCGCGCCCCCGUGCAUCCCCCAGUCCAGCAAGCCCUUCCCGUACCGCGCCCCUCCGGGCAUCCCCAAGCCUGCCGACCCCUUCGCGUGCUACCUGCCCCCGUACGGCCUGCAGUCCAGCCAGCCCUUCCCCUACCGCGCCCCGCCGGGCAUCCCGCAGUCCGGCCGGCCCUUCGCCUACUGCAGCCCGCCGGGCAUCGCCAGGGCUGGCGACCUCUUCCCCUACUACGUCCCUCCGUCCUUCCCCUACUUCAGCCCGCUGGGCGUCCCCCAGUCUAGCAAGCCCUUCGCCUGCAGCCCCCCGCAGCCCGGCGCCCCCCAGGCCAGGGACCCCUUCCCUCACUGCAUCCUGCAGCCCAGCGAGCCGCCGUUCCCGGGCUGGCGGGCCGCGGCCCCCCGCCUGCACGCGCUGCGGGUGCCCUCGCCGCCCCCCAGCCCCGCGGCGCCCUGAGCCGGCGCCUGAGAGCUGCCGUGCCCCGCAGCGCGCCCGGGCCGCGGUGCCAUGGCGGAGGCGCCGGCGGCGGAGCUGCACGCGGUGCUGAGCGGCGGAGCCUGGGACGUGGCCGAGAGGUACGACUGCUGCCCGCGGCCCGCCGGCCCCGCGCGGCUCCGCAGGAACGCCUGCUACGUCGUCCUGGCCGUGCUCUUCAACGAGCGGGUGAGCGCCCGGCGCCGGCACCGGCCCUCCCGGCCUCCCUCCCUGCCGGCCUCCCUGCCUCCCUGCCUCCCUCCGCAGGACGAGGUGCUGCUGACGCAGGAGGCCAAGCCCGAGUGCCGGGGCAAGUGGUACCUGCCCGCCGGCAGGAUGGAGCCCGGCGAGAGCAUCGCGGCGGCCGUGCGGCGGGAGGUGCGGGAGGAGACGGGGCUGGAGUGCGAGCCGCUCACCCUGCUAGCGCUGGAGGAGCGAGGGCCGGCCUGGAUCCGCUUCGUCUUCCUCGCGCGCCCCACCGGUGGGACCCUGAAGACGCUGCAGGAUGCUGACGCCGAGUCGCUGCAGGCCACGUGGUGGGCCGGGGAGCCGACGGCGCUGCCCCUGCGCGCCCCCGACAUCCUGCCCUUGCUGGAGCUGGCCGCCCGCUACCGCCGCAGCCCCUCGCACCCCGCCACCCUGCCCCAGGAGCUGCCCUGCGCCCUCAUCUGCUUGCGGCUCCUCGUGGCCUUCGCCAGCGACGCCGGGGAGCUGUGGGUGCUGCUGAGCACGGCCGGGACCCCCCACCUGCCCGUGACGGCCUGCGGCACGGCCGCCUCCGAGCUGCGGGGCGGGCUGCGCGCGCCGGUGCUCCGGCUGCUGCGGGACUGCCUGCCGCGGGCCCCGCCGAGCCCCGCGCCCCUGGGGCUGCUGGGGCUGCAGCACCGCGCCGGCGGUGCCGGCGGCGCGGACGGCAUUUGCUUCAACGUCCUGCUGAGCGUCGCGGCCGGCAGCCCCGGCGCCGGCCCCCCCGAGCUGCGGGGCCCCGCGUUCUGCUGGUGGCGAGUGGAGGAGGAGGGCCUGAAGGGCAGGAUCGUGCAGCGGCUUCGCGCGGCGGCCGUGGUGCCCAUCUACAGCUAGCGCCCAGAUCAGCAGCUCCGAGGGCCCCGGCGCUCGGGGGGAGCACGUCGGUGCCUCCUCGGACCCGGGCUGCCCUCCACCCCGCAGCGCUCACCGGGAUGGGGAUGAAGCUCGUUGGGGCUCCCCGAGUCGGCUCUGAAUUGGGACAGCGGUGACAGACGGGUGAGUGGAACCGGCCUCCAAGGCGGAGGCUGCGGGAACCUGGGGCACAGAGCACGCGGCCCCGGGGAGGAUGGUCCGGGGCGCCGCGCCCUUGCCGGAGGGGACCGAGAGCCAGCCAGAGCCGAAUAAAAAGGGCCAUCGCUUCCUCGCA